GUGUGCGUCAGUUCCUGCCGGUGAGGCCGGGGCCCUGAGCUGCGGAGUGGGAUCUGGACUCGGCGACGGGCGGUCAGACAGCAGCACGAAUUGACGCCUGAUCUGUUGAAUAUUUCAACAUUUUCUACUUUUAUCAACCCACAAUCAAUGGACUGCUUUUAUAGAAAUUAAUCCAGUGUUCGGUAUGUGAAAUAUCUGGGGGACAACAUUUGGGUUCAGUGUGUGGUGGCGAUGGCUGAACGAGUAGUGGAGGAGGAGGUCAUCAAUGUCUCCAUGUUUCAGGGAAAUUCCCACAGUGUAUGGAGGGACUCUCGCAGCACACCAGUCAUCACCAUCUCCGAUGAUUCUGACUCGGAUGACGAUCCACCAGUUGUGCCCAUUAAGAUCGAAAUGACAGAAGACCAAGAUGUUGUACUAAUUGAGCCACCAGAGAGACAAAUGCGACCUCCUAUCAUCAUCCGGCCUGCAUCAGAAUGGCAAAAUAUCCAACAGGGAGAUCAACCAAGGGAAAACCAGGGAGCGAAUGGAAACUUUGGAGAGGAGAGGAGCUGUAUCAUCGUGACUCAACAUAAUCGAAACCAACUUGUGUCAGAUGUUGUUGGAGCUCGGGUCAGACCAGAAGAGGUCCACCCUCAGCCUCCCAUAGACGUGGAGGCUGCCCCUGCUGCCGAGCACCAACUUGAGCAGAGGAAUGAGGAACAAAAUUGGGUGGACCCUGGAGCGGUUGCUGGUCCCAGUGAGCCUCCAGCUGGGCGAACAAAUGAGGUAGAACUACUAAACGUUCCACUUUGUUCAGCGGCAAAGACAGUGGAGCGGGAAGAAGCACAAGCGAAUGUGGCGCCAGAGCAAGACCCUGUACCGCCGCAGCCCGACGUUGCACAGGAAGCUUUCAGAGAAGAGAUUCAGCCAAUUGACAACGAUCAAAUCGUGCAGGAACAGCAGGGGGAAGAUUUGUUAGAUAAUAUGAUAAUGGACCUGGAAAACCUUGAGGAAGCUGCUGACGAAACCAGUGAACUCUUACAGUCACUUGUGAAAGAAACAGUGAAUUUGUUUCCUGAAAUAGAAGAACAAUUUGUUGAAGAGCUGAUUACAACACAUGAAAUCUGGGAUUUAAAUGUCUUGUGCAACCACCUCCUAGAAAAUCCUGAUUAUCCGAAAAAAAGUUUAAUUUUCAACCACAGCAGCAGUUUGCUUGAAAGUAACGAAGAGAAACCCAAGAUCGAUUUCUUUGACUUUUCGAAACUUGUGCCUGUAAACCAGCAAUGCUUCCUUCAGGCUUCAGACCUCCUCAUGUCAGAUUUCAAAAUGCUCAACAGUCAAGACAUCAAAUGGGCUUUACAUGAGCUCAAGGGACACUAUGCAAUCACCCGCAAGGCCUUAUCAGAUGCCAUUAAGCAGUGGCAAGAAAACUCACCGCAAUCCAGUCAGAAAAAGACCCGACGGAAAGAAAUGAGCUCGUCUAAUUCAAUCAGUUUCAAAUUUGAACAGGGUGCCUUUAAAAUAGAGAGACAGAUGCGCUUUCUGGAAAACAAAAGACGACACUGGAGAUCGUAUGAUCAGGAUGGCCUUCAUCCACUAGUACGGCAAGAACUGGAGUUCUUCCAUCAGAAGAUGAAGGAAAUGGAAGAGUAUGCAGAUUUUCAAUUUGCUAUGCAAAUGAAUGAAGAACAGUAUCAGAAGGAUGGACAGCUGAUUGAAUGUGGCUGCUGUUAUGGAGAAUUUGCCUUUGAGGAGUUGACACAAUGCAGUGACGGUCAUCUCUUUUGUAAAGAAUGCCUCGUGAGGUAUGCGCAGGAAGCUGUGUUUGGAGCUGGCCAGUCCCAGCUGAGCUGCAUGGAUAGUUGCUGUACAUGCACGUUCCUCAAUGGUGAGCUGGAGAAGGUAUUGCCAGAGAACAUACUAUGCAAAUACUACGAACGUCAAGCAGAGGAGGCGGUUGCUACGGCCUGUGCUGAUGAACUUGUCCGGUGCCCAUUUUGCAACUUCCCAGCACUAUUGGACAAAGAAAUAAAUAUGUUCAGCUGCCCCAAUCCUCGCUGUCGAAAGGAAAGUUGCAGAAAGUGUCAGGUGUUAUGGAAAGACCAUGCCGGGCUGUCGUGCGAUCAGGUGGUCGAGAAAGAUGAAAUCAAGUUCAGGACGUCAUUCGAGGAGAAAAUGACAGCAACAGCGAUCAGGAAAUGUCACAAAUGUACGAUGGGUCUCAUUAAAUCAGAGGGGUGCAACAGGAUGUCCUGUCGCUGUGGGGCCCAGAUCUGCUACCUCUGCCGAGCUCCCAUCAGUGGCUACGAGCAUUUCUGCCAACACCCGCGAUCACCUGGUGCCCCUUGUCGAUUGUGCAAGAGAUGCUCUUUGUGGACGGACCCUAAGGAAGAUGAUGAGAGAUUAAUCCAAGAGAUUCAAAGCGAAGCAGAAAACGAACAGAAAAAGAGGAUUGGAGAGAAAGUGGUGAAAAGGAUCGGCCCGCCACCAGAUGAACCUCCUCCAAAGAAUGCACGGCUGGAAGAGCGGGGCCAACCCAUGCAUCCCGGAGUGAACUUCAACCGCAACGACCUGCCGAGGCCAGCGCCCAUGAUCCCCGAAUUCCCCCCCAUCCCGCCAGUGCCCCCCCAUCUCCAGGUGCCCUUUCCCCCCGCCCCCUAUUUCCAUUUCAACUUUGACCCCCUGCAGCACAUGAAUUUCGAGCACGAGUACCCGAUGCACUUUGGCCCGCAGCCCUACCACCGGCGUCACCGCCACCACCACCACCACCACCACCAUCACCACCCCCAUCAGGAUCCCCCCCACCACCUCCACCACCACCCCCCUCCGGAUCCUCCCCACCACCACCACCCUCCCCACCAACACGACGCGCCCCACGGACAACCAAAUGUGCCGCCCGUUUACCAGCCCCCGCAAAACCGCGUCUUGUUCAACUUUCUACCGCAGCCACAGCAGCAUAACCUGCGAUGACCAGCAUCACCCAUGUAGAGUUUAUUUUCAGCCAAAGAGACCUUUGGUGUCUGUUGUUUUGGUGAAUGUAUAAAAGAAUGGCCACAGAUUUACUGUAAAUACUGGUCAAAUAAACCAUGCUGUUUUUUUUGCACUUGCAA
Amblyraja radiata (thorny skate) is the source of this 3089-nucleotide messenger RNA. RefSeq names its product ring finger protein 216 (gene rnf216). The record is from RefSeq and is a predicted model, not a curated record. Bases 232 to 2949 code for a protein of 905 amino acids. Gene Ontology annotation, molecular function: zinc ion binding. The transcript is spliced from 18 exons. NCBI's taxonomy places the organism in Eukaryota, Metazoa, Chordata, Chondrichthyes, Rajiformes, Rajidae.